CAAUCUCGAGUCUUCCCUGGCCCAGCCUACGAGUGACCCGUAGAUGGCCUGGGGAAGCAGGGGCCACCCUCAGGGCGAGGACUGAGGGGGAAGGGGCCUGGCCCAGUGAACCGCAGGCACCCCUAUGCAGUCUGAGAGGGGAAAGAGGAUCCGGUGGAGUAAGUGGAGGGGAAGGGGCAGGGCGUGCUUGCGGCCGAGGGUGUGACGCCUGCAAGGGGAGGGCGUUCAUUAGCUGGCGGUGACCUGGGUGAGGGCUGGCUUCGAUGGAGAGGCCGGAUGGCGCCAGGGGAAGCUCAGGGAAGUGAGGCCGUGGCCGGGGGCAGGAGACUCAAGAAUUUAAGAACUUGCCUGUCCGAGGAGCUCGGUGGGGAGAGAAGGCAGGGGCUGGGGAAGGACGUGGUGAGCUGAUUGCACUUUGGGAAUGGCACUUUUGAAGACGGCAGAGGGUGAACCGAGCAAGGCCGAGGGAGCUUGAGAAGCAAGGGUGGGGACCUCGGCUGCCGUGCCCAGGACGGGAGGGGACAUGUUCCAAGGCCAGUGGCAGGACCGGGGGGGGGGGGAACUGCCACCUGCGGCUGCCAUUGUCUCUGUGGGCUCAGAGGCUGCUAAGAGCGAGGUGGCUUCGCUGGAGGUGGCUGAAGAGAGCUGCGAAGGGCGAGCCGGCUGCAGAGAGCGGCUACCGCCGCUCCAGGGACCACCAGCCGCUCGGAGCACGGGCCUCCGCAUCUGGGGGUGCGACAGGGCCACACCCUCGCUCCCUCCCCGUCGCCAGUCUGCCCCAGUGGGCGAUGAGACCACCCCCUGCCUCCCCAGCCCCCGUGUGGUCUCCUCCUGUGGCCCGGGCACCACGUGCUUCUCUCAGCAGCAGAGAUCUGACCGGUUCCUCCCCUAUACGCUCUUCCCUGUGCUUUCCUCUCUGCUGAAGAUCAGCCUACAAUCUCCUCCAAGGCGUUUGCGAUCAGGCACGAGCUGGCCCACGGGCUCUCCAGAGCUGGAGGGCGCUGCGCCUCCCCGCAUCUCCUUCCGAUCCUGUGGGAUUCAGCUCACCCGCCACCUGGCCCAGGAGGCUAAAGAGGGAGACUCGGGAGCCCUCGACCCCUGCACACAAGCUGCACCGCCUCCCGUGUCCAGACGGGCCGCGAGGCGUGUGGGAUCUUAGCUCCCCGACCAGGGAUCGAAGCCGCACCCCCUGCAUUGGAAGCGCGGAGUCUUAACCACUGGACCGCCAGGGAAGUCCCCGUUUUUAUGUUUUAAAUAAACUUUUUCUAACAGAAUAGCUUUAGAUGCACAAACUGCAGAGAUAGGAGUGAGAGUCCCCACACACACACAGCUUCCCGUUACUAACACUCUCCAUCUUGUGGUCCCUUUGUUAAAAUAAUCAACCAAUAGUAUACAUGAUCAGCAGCUAAAAUCCAGAGUCUUUUUUUUUUUUUUUUGCCCUGUGUCCUGGAGCUUGGAAGCUGCCAGUACUGAAGACAUGACACCAAGGGGGCCAGAGUCCUUACAUUACGUGGCCCAAGACCACACGCCUGAUCCCUGCCAACAAAAGGAGGGUUAAAGUCCAGAGUCUUAUUCAUAUGUCCUUGACUUUCCCCUCACCUCUUUUUUCUGCCCCAUGAUCCCACACUGCAUCAGCGUUGUGUCUUCUUAGGCUCCUCUGGGCCGUGACUGUCCUCGUUUUUGGUGUUGUGGCGAAGGUCCUGCAGGACCCCUCAGGGUUUUUCUGGUGUUUUCUGUCAUGAGUAGACAGGGUGAUGCUUACUGAGAGGAGGACCACGGAGGCGAAGUGCCCUUCUCAUCACAUCCCAGCAAGACUCCGUGCUUUGAACACGACUCCCACUGUCCGUGUCGACCUGGGUCACCUGGCUGAGGUCCUGUUUGUUCACCAGGUGUCUCCACUUUGAAUUUAAUCUUCCCCCUUCCCAUCCUGUCCUCUUGGGAACAAAGUCACUAGCCAUGGCCCACGCCUGAGGAGCCAUCGAGAAAAACAGGAUCCGACAAAAACUGGUUAGAGCCAGUUAGGCCCAAGAUGGUGGAAGACUCACUUCCAGUAGACCUCGAGCCUCAUUGUAAUGCAUUAACAUGCUAAAUGACACCCCACAGGUGCCACGACAGUUCCCAGGCUGACCAUAAAAGGCCAAAAAGAGGGCGAUGGCCCAGUUCCUGUUGCUCUCCACCCCUUCUCCAGAAUAGUUGGGACAACCCUCCCACUCCCAAAGAGCUCCCCACUAAGAUGCAUAUUAGAUAGCUGGGGAAAAUGUAGACAGGAUGGUUUAAGAAAAAUAAUUAAUUUUCUUUUGCAAUAUUGCAUGGCCCCGUACAAACUAGGGGACCAAGAGAUCUGGCCAGAAAAUGGGUCAUUGAAUGACAAUACCGUCUUGCAGCUGGACCUGUUCUGUAAAGGAAAGGUAGAUGGGGUGGGAGUCCCAUAUGUUCAAAUGUUCAUGACCCUAUUCUAAGAUCCAGGUCUAAAGAACUCCUGCCGGGUGUGCCUGGCUCACAUCCCUUCAAAGUGCCUUCUUCCCCCACGGGAGCCUGAUGUUUUAGGUGAUGCCCUUAUGAGACCACCUCCCCGAGGUCCACAACCAGGAACUCCUACCCGGCCCCCCCCACCAAUUCUGAGGAGGGACAGUCUUCCGGCCUGUUUACCCCUAACGCCACAUCUGGACAGCUAUGGGACCCCAAACACCCCUGAAUCAGCCCACGGAUUUGGCUUUUGGAGUAUUCAACAAUAGAGAUAAGGUUGAAGAGGUAAAAAGGAUUCAGCGAAAAGCACAGUUAUUGGCGGCAGCCCUAACCCCUGCACCACCUCAGGGUUACCCUCCCUUACAGAAGCCCAUGACGGGGACAGGAUCCAGGAAGCCUGGAUCAGGGCCACCGUCUCGCCAGGAAAGGAUCUGUUUUAAGUGUGGCCAAGACGGCCACUGGAAGGACAAAUGCUCCCUGUAUGGGAAAAGUCCACUGGGAUCCUGCCUGACAUGCAAACGAGAGGGCCACCGGAAGUGGGACCACCCCCAGUCCCGAUGGGGACUCUGAGCCCCCAAACCAAUGAUGGCCGAGAGGACCUAAGACUGUUGGGGCCCGGGACCCUCCCUGGCUCCCCAAGGACACCUGGUCCUUUCUCUGGAGGAGCUGAAAGUGAGCGGGCCCUGUGGGGCUCCCGGGCACGGAGGCACUUUUGUCCCCCGUUUCUUGUAGGCAAGAGUCCAGCCUCCGUGACCUUCCCUGGGUUCCAAAGGGCAGAGCUGAACAGUUGCUGAUCAAGGGAGAAGCGGCCAAGAAACCACCUGAGACGAGAUUAAAGGGACCCGAGAAGCUCCUCCAGAUCAGGACACACCACCUGAGGUGAGAUUAAGGGAGUGAAAGCCCUACGCACACCCCGAUCUUGUCAGGAACCCUGACUUUGAACCGUUGUUAUAAAACCCCUCCUCAAAUCCUCGUGGGCGGGGGACACAUAGCUUUUCGAGGCAGGAGCCCGCUGUGCCCCCCUUUGUCUGGCAGAGCAGUAAAGCUCUCCUUUUCUACUUCCCCCAAAACUCUGUCUCCAAGAUUUGAUUGGGCACCGGUGCACAGAGACCGAGCUUUCGGUAAAGAGCCUCUGGUAACCUUGACGCGGACGGUAGGAAGGUUAUUUUCUUACCAGCUAUGGGGGCCGCCUAGUCUGUGCUGACUGAUGGCUCAGGCCCCGCGUCCUCCCAAUCGUGUAUGAUAAGACCAAGCAAUUCAGCGUGCCCCCCCCCGCAGCUGCUUGCUAGGAAGUGGGACCUUCACACAUCAGCUCUGCUCAUGCCUGAGUGCCCCGUCCCUCAGUGCCCCGUCCCUGAGUGCCCCGUCCCUGAGUGCCCCGUCCCUGAGUGCCCCGUCCCUCAGUGCCCCGUCCCUCAGUGCCCCGUCCCCCUGCUGGGAAGGAACUUGCUCACUGAAUUCCAGACAAUAGUCCAAGCUGGAGACCCUCACGGAGAAGGCACCCGCCAAGAAAAAUGAUUGCUCUUGCCCGUGGGAGCCUGCCUCAAUCCCAAGCCAGAGGGGGUCUCCCCUCCACCCCAGGUUGUUUCUCAAGUGAACCCCGCUGCCUGGGACGCAGAGGUCCCUGGCGGAGCUGCUCUCGUCAGGCUACCUUUAGAAAUGGGACCACGUGAAGCUGUAGGCCAGCCUCGAGGGCCACGAUCAGAGAGCUUCUUAAACCCAGGGAGGAUCCUCAAAAGUGUUUAUAAAUAAAUUACCAAAAUGGGAGGCCACUGGUCUGACUAAACUAACCAUCGCCGAUAGGAAUUUGGGGUGAAGGAGGCCUUCUCCCCUAAGCUAGAUGAGGGCAAGUAAAACAUUCCAACAUAGGUGAAUGAGGUGAAUGAGUGUGUCAGUCUUUUGAUAUCACUGAGGUGGCCACUCAAUUCUUUGAGGAAAAAAAAACCUCCUUGUUUUAUAACUCUAGUCUGUACAGGAUCAGAGGUGGAGCUCCAGAAAGAAUCCACAUCCCACCAGCCUUUACCACUCCUCAAACCUCCCCUCCUUAUCUUAAGAGGCUUGUAAGUACGGAGGGAAAACAAUUUUUUUUUCUGGCCUUAAGGGAACAAAGUCAUCCUAGAAGGAACUUGCCUUUUGCUCCUCAGGCCUUUGAGAUACAAAUGCUCUACCUGUUCUUCUCCAGGAGCCCAUAGCUCUGCCAUCUCUUUAAAAUGCACAUUUUGAGCAGCAGAAACGAACACAUUCACCUAAUGAAGGACAUCUUGGUUGCUCCAGUUUUUGCCCAUUCUGAAAAAGCUGCUAUGAACAUUUUGUGCUCGUUUUUCUGUGGACAUAAAAUUUCAAAUCCUUUGAGUAAAAUACCAAGGAGCGCGGUUGCUGUAUGGUAAGAGUAUGUUUAGUUUUGUAAGAAACAGCCAAACUGGCCGCACCAUUUUGCAUUCCCUCCAGCAAUGAAUGAGAGUUCCCGUAGCUCCACAUCCUCGCCAGCAUUUGGUGGUGUCAGUGGUCCAGAUUUUGGCCAUUCUCAGAGCUGUCCAGUUUUCCCAGCACCACUUAUUGAAGAGGCUGUCUUUUCUCCAUUGUAUAUUCGUGCCUCCUUUAUCAAAGUGUUGUUUACAGAGCUAACAUGUCACAUUGUGAUACAGUCCAAUUUAUCAUUUCUUCUUUAAUGGACCAUGCUUUUCAUAUUGCAUCCCCAAACUCAUCACCAAGCCCAAGCCAGGACACCUGUUGCCCCCAUCCUUGGUGGGACCUGGACUCCCUGGGAGGGGCGCCAGAACCGAGAUGAGACUGGAUGGGACAAAUCCACUAAUUGUUGGAUGAAGGAUUGGAUUCAUUCACCAAGCACUUAUUUCCUGAGUGAUUCUCCUGGGCCAAGUUGACAGAGACACUCUCUGGGAGUGGAUGCUUUGCUGAGGAAAACAAGCCAAAGAAGACAUGCUGCUGCUCAAGAAACAGACGGAGGACAUCAGCAGCGUCUAUGAGAUCCGGGAGAAGCUCGGCUCGGGCGCUUUCUCCGAGGUGGUGCUGGCCCAGGAGCGGGGCUCCUCACACCUUGUCGCCCUCAAGUGCAUCCCCAAGAAGGCCCUUCGAGGCAAGGAGGCCCUGGUGGAGAACGAGAUCGCGGUGCUCCGCAGGGUCAGCCACCCCAACAUCGUGGCUCUGGAGGACGUCCACGAAAGCCCUUCCCACCUCUAUCUGGCCAUGGAGCUGGUGACGGGGGGCGAGCUGUUCGAUCGCAUCAUGGAGCGCGGCUCGUACACGGAGAAGGACGCCAGCCACCUGGUGGGGCAGGUCCUUGGUGCCGUCUCCUACCUGCACAGCCUGGGCAUCGUGCACCGAGACCUCAAGCCUGAAAACCUCCUCUAUGCCACGCCCUUCGAGGACUCCAAGAUCAUGGUCUCUGACUUUGGCCUCUCCAAAAUCCAGGCUGGCAACAUGCUAGGCACCGCCUGUGGGACCCCGGGCUAUGUGGCCCCGGAGCUCUUGGAGCAGAAACCCUACGGGAAGGCCGUAGAUGUGUGGGCCCUGGGUGUCAUCUCCUACAUCCUGCUGUGUGGGUACCCCCCCUUCUAUGAUGAGAGCGACCCCGAACUCUUCAGCCAGAUCCUGAGGGCCAGCUACGAGUUUGACUCUCCCUUUUGGGAUGACAUCUCAGAAUCAGCCAAAGACUUCAUCCGGCACCUUCUGGAGCGAGAUCCCCAGAAAAGGUUCACCUGCCAGCAGGCCUUACAGCAUCUUUGGAUCUCCGGGGAUACAGCCUUUGACAAGGACAUCCUGGGCUCAGUUAGUGAGCAGAUCCAGAAGAAUUUUGCCCGGACCCACUGGAAGCGAGCGUUCAAUGCUACCUCCUUCCUGCGCCACAUCCGCAAGCUGGGGCAGACCCCGGAGGGGGAGGACGCCUCGGGACGGAGGGUGAUGAGCCACGGCCACCCGGGCCUCCGCACUGGCCAGCCCCCCAAGUGGUGACACCCAGGCUGAGCGCACGGACCCCCAGACUCCCUUCCAAUGGACCCUUUCAGUCCCCCCCACCUCCCCCUCCCGCCCCAGGGCACCUCUGCGGUACAGUUUGAGCCCUGUGGGUGUGGUGCAGGGCACUGGGGUGGGCGCUGUUGUGGCACGUCCACAGAUUUCCCUCCCCUGUCGCUGCCACACCCCGUCUAGAGACCAAGAGGCCCAGGGGCUGUCCUUCCCGUGCUGUUCUGUGCUUUGCUGACCGUGGGUGGUCCUGCUUGUGUCGUGGCCCUCCAGCCUCCCUCCAGUCUUCCCCAAAUCAAUAAAGACAGACAAGAGCAAUGGGCAGUGGUGAGCUGGGGGGAGGGAUGAGGGCUGGGAAGGAAACCAAGGAGGCAGGCCACCUCGCCCGUCACCACCCGAACUUCUGCUCCCCCCAUCACAGCAGACAAGCUCCGGGUUGUCCAAGAACUUCCUGUCCCCACUCCCCGACGUGCCGGCAAGAGGCAGCCGAGCUGGCCAGCUCUGCCACCCUCGAGGUUGGCCUGCGUGUGGCUCUGGGGCCCUGGGCCGGGCUCAGGGGCGAGUGGAGCCCCGGGUGCUGUAGCCAGGAGGGCAACCAGAGUUCCGGGCUGUCUUCACCCCCCUCCCCGCCCCCCCUCCGUCUCCCUUCCUUCCCCUGCUUCCCGUGGCCGUGGCCGGACAGAGCAUUCCCAGAGCACGCCUUGCACCGAAAGGCUCUGCAGCCCGUCUCUGAGGCUGGAGGAGGGGCCCCUCGUCCAGGAGGGGGCGCUGCUGGGGCCUCAACCUCUGUGCUGGGUCGUGGCUUUGGCACCGCUGGGCUCCAGGCCCUGGGGACCCCGGGCUGGGUGGGUCGUGGCUUCCGGUGUGAAGAACGGUGGCUGGUGUUCUGGUCUGUGCAGCCCCUGCCCCUCACACCCCCAUUCUGGAUCGGGUAGGGCUCCAGAGCCCGGCCUUGCUGGGCACCAGGCCUUUACUGGCUCCGCUUGGCCUUUGUCCUGCGCCCAUGAGGGGAAGGCUCCUAGGGCCUCUCCUCGGCCCCGGUCAGGGCAGAAGCAACACCCUCACGGUUCUGGCUGAGCUGGCCACCCCUUUGUCCCACCGUCACCCCUGCCCACUGGUCCCUUCCAGCCUUCAUCGCAGAGCCUGCUGGAGAAGACACCUCUCCACGUCGACCUUUGGGAUCUGAAGGGAGAUGGCGAGGCCCAGAGCAGGGCUGGCCUGGGUCUCGGGGGUGGGGCUGGAGCAGGGGCCGGGCUUCCGCUGAGGAGGGUAGCCACGCACAAGUCCCUCUCCGGAGUUCUCCUCCCAGCAUCCUCCCACCCCCUUCCGUGCACAGCCGCGCAGGCCCCUGAGCCCGGGGCAAGUCCCGAGGGGUAGGCAGCUUCCCCCUCUGUCCCCACGGCCAAUUCUAGGCCAUCCUUUGCUCUAGGCUUUGGUGUCACACAAUGUGGUCCCACCACGCCAGCUCCCCUUUCUCUGUCCAUAGCCCGGGGGACCUCAGGCUGCCAUAACCUUGGCCCGGUCUCUACAGCUUGGCCUCUUCACCUCC
Molecule: messenger RNA, 7993 nt
Organism: Orcinus orca (killer whale)
Lineage: Eukaryota; Metazoa; Chordata; Mammalia; Artiodactyla; Delphinidae
Gene: PNCK
Product: pregnancy up-regulated nonubiquitous CaM kinase
Exons: 16
Coding region: 5404-6435 (343 amino acids)
Biological process (GO): peptidyl-serine phosphorylation
Cellular component (GO): intracellular anatomical structure
Molecular function (GO): calcium/calmodulin-dependent protein kinase activity; calmodulin binding; ATP binding
Source: RefSeq, a predicted model, not a curated record